AUGUAUGAGGAUUCGGAUCCCGACAGUGAUCAACCCCUGAAUGGCACUGAUGCCGCUCACUCUCCCGGCAAGCCCCGCACCUCGCUGGAGACCUUCAAAAGGGUAGGGAUCCCCAUCAUUGCAGCACUGCUGAGCCUGGUGACCAUCAUCAUUCUGGCUUUCCUCAUCAAGGUGAUUCUGGAUAAGCAUUACUUCGUCUGCGGGAAUCCUCUGCGCUUCAUCCCGAAGAGACAGGUGUGUGACGGCCAGAUGGACUGUGGCUCCGGGGAGGAUGAGGAGCCAUGUGUCAAGGUCAUUCCUGAGCAGCCCACUGUGACAGUCCGCCUCUCCAAGGACCGAUCCACCCUGCAGGUGCUGAACUCGGCCACAGGGAGCUGGGCCUCUGUCUGCUUUGACAACUUCUCAACGUCUCUGGCAAAGGCAGCCUGUGGGAAGAUGGGCUACAGCAGCAAACCCACUUUCCAAGAUGUAAAGAUUGGCCCGGGCCAGCGUCUGGAUGUCGUUGGAGUCACAGAAAACAGCCAGGAGCUUCAGGUGCAGAACUCAAGCAGACCCUGUCUCUCAGGCUCCCUGGUCUCCCUGUCCUGCAUCAACUGCGGACAGAGCUCCAAGUCACCUCGCGUGGUGGGCGGGGAAGAAGCCUCCAUGUACUCCUGGCCCUGGCAAGUCAGUAUCCAGUACCAGAAGCAGCAUGUCUGUGGGGGCAGCAUCCUGGACCCCCACUGGAUCCUCACAGCAGCCCACUGCUUCCGGAAGCAUCUUGAUGUGGACAACUGGAAGGUGAGCGCUGGCUCAGAAAAAGUGGACCACCUCCCCACCCUGCCCGUGGCCAAGAUCUUCGUCACGGAGUACAACACCACAUACCCCAAAGAGAAUGACAUUGCCCUGGUCAAGCUGCAGCACCCGCUCACAUUCUCAGAUACAGUCAGGCCCAUCUGCCUGCCCUUCUUUGAUGAGGAGCUCCCUUCAGCCACACGACUCUGGGUCGUAGGAUGGGGCUUUACAGAAGAUGGUGGAGGGAAGAUGUCGGACAUGUUGCUGCAGGCGUCCGUGCAGGUUAUCAACCACACACGGUGCAAUGCAGAAGAUGCCUACCAGGGGGAAGUCACCGAUACCAUGCUGUGUGCAGGCAUCCCAGGAGGCGGCGUGGACACUUGCCAGGGUGACAGCGGUGGGCCCCUGAUGUACCAUUCUGGCCAGUGGCAAGUGGUGGGCAUCGUGAGCUGGGGUCAUGGCUGCGGGAGCCCAAGUACCCCAGGAGUGUACACCAAGGUCGCCGCCUAUCUCGACUGGAUCUAUAAUGUCAGGGAGUCCGAGCUGUAACACCGCUUCCCCUCUGCAGUGCUGGGAGCCACUUUCUCUCCCAGACCCCCUUGGGGAUCAGACAGAAGACUGACAAACAGCAGGAAGAGACCUCCGAGACUGGCCUCUCUGCCCACAACCUCAGCACAGCUUCAGACAGCUCUGCGUUGUAUAAGAGACACCCAGAGCUCAGAGGCACCUGAAGAAAGUCGUCAGUUCCAGGUCAGCCUCCACCUGCAGACAUGCAGCAUGCUAAUCGGGGUCGGUCUGGGAAAGAACUCUCCAGACCAUGGACUUGAACCACAUAAGGUCAGAGCUGAGGAGGAAAGGGUGUGGAGCAGCCUCUGCUUCUCCACUCCUCCCCAAGCCUCCUGGAACAAGGUGCUGGUCGUGAUGGCACUGCACCA
Ochotona curzoniae (black-lipped pika) is the source of this 1709-nucleotide messenger RNA. It is a transcript of the gene TMPRSS4, whose product is annotated as transmembrane serine protease 4. Gene Ontology annotation, molecular function: protein binding; serine-type endopeptidase activity. Gene Ontology annotation, biological process: proteolysis. The coding region runs from base 1 to 1323 and encodes 440 amino acids. The transcript has 13 exons. NCBI's taxonomy places the organism in Eukaryota, Metazoa, Chordata, Mammalia, Lagomorpha, Ochotonidae. Gene Ontology annotation, cellular component: membrane. The record is from RefSeq and is a predicted model, not a curated record.